Exophiala spinifera is the source of this 738-nucleotide messenger RNA. RefSeq lists its product as uncharacterized. The record is from RefSeq and is a predicted model, not a curated record. Gene Ontology annotation, biological process: resolution of meiotic recombination intermediates; replication fork processing; DNA repair. Gene Ontology annotation, molecular function: protein heterodimerization activity. The coding region runs from base 1 to 738 and encodes 245 amino acids. NCBI's taxonomy places the organism in Eukaryota, Fungi, Ascomycota, Eurotiomycetes, Chaetothyriales, Herpotrichiellaceae. Gene Ontology annotation, cellular component: Fanconi anaemia nuclear complex; FANCM-MHF complex. The transcript has a single exon.
AUGGCUCCAGUGCAAUCGAAACGCUCUCGUCCUGCCUUUUCCCCUCCACGACCGGGCAAAUCAAAGUCUACGCAUCCGCCGAAGGGCGUAAACACUGGCGGAAUAAAAAAGAGCAACAGGACGUCAAACGGCGGUCGAGUACAGAAACCCGCAUCGUCCAGACAACCAAGACAGAAGAAAUUCUCCAGAGGGAGCGCAGGGAUCCGCAGAGCAUACCUCGAGGAUGAGGCCGAUGAAGAUGAUGACCCGGAAUCGGACCCCGAACCUGAAGCGAUAGAUCGAGAUAAGACCGAGGAAGAAGACAAUGAUGAUGCUGAUGAUCAAGAAGAAGACAGUGGGGAGGAUGAAGGCUCAGACGACAAUGAGGAGGACGAUACACGCGAAGAAGACGAUGAACGCAUCCAGUCGUCGCCUGAACCAGACUUUAUCCUUGCCGAGGUGACGCACGACAAUCCAGCCUCAGACGUGUUCGGUCCAGAACCAGCCAUAGCGUUGCCACUGGUACAUCGAAUCAUGCAGUCUCACUUCAACCAGCCCGAGAAGACUAAACUUUCGGAAGACGCAAGGAUACUCGUGGGAAAAUACAUCGAAAUAUUUGUCAAGGAGGGCAUACGACGGUGCGUCGAUGAGAAGCAGGAACGCGAGAAGAGCAGUGGUGCAGGGGCAAGGGUAGAUAGCGGAUGGAUGGAACUGGAGGAUUUGGAACGAGUGGCGACACAACUGUGCAUGGAUUUUUGA